UUUUCUUCACGUAUUUCCACAUUGUUUUAUAAGGGAAUUAUUAUAUGGAAGCAUUUGGGUUCAAUCCUUUUGUUUUGUUGUGUGAUCUUUUUUUAUCUUCCUUAACUAUGAGGUAUUAUCAAUUACACAGUGAACUACAUAGGAAAGCUCCCGAAACAAUUAGAAUUCUCCAAAGUUAGUGUAGAGUGGUUUUGUUGUGUUAAUUUGAGGCAUAUUACCAAGCAAAAGUUAAGAAAUGUUUGUCCUUGGCUAAUUGAUAUUUUGAUGCUGGUUAACUUGUUUGAGUACCUUUUGAGUUACACCAUAACUUAUUUUCAAUUGGCUGUGUAUUUUUUUACGAUGCAGUAUCUGAGAAGAUGUUGGGUUGUGGCUAUGGUCCUUUCGAAUGACUAGAUUCUGCAGUUAUUUUUUUCUUUUUUCCAUAGAACGUAGAUUAUAUACCAUGAAAUUAUUGUUAUUGGACUUGAAGUUCGUAGUGACAAACUUAUUUGGGGCCUUACAAGGUGAUAACGAUGCUCGUUAUGCUACUUUGCUUACUAGCCUUUACUUUGGCUGGUCUUUAUGGAUAAUGCUUUACUGCUUUAGACACGGAGAGAAUUUGUUGUAAUGCUAUUUAACACAAUGUUGUUUAGCAAAAAGGAUCUUUUUAAUUUUGGUUGGUCACAAUGGAUAAUCUCUCUAUUGCAUUUCUAGUCCAGGGAAUAAAAUAAAUGCAUUGGUUUCCAGCUACUAACAUUUUGCCUGCCGUCCGUUAGUGAUGUAGGCUAAUAAUAAUAUGUCUAUUGACUUAGUCUGGAGAACGUAUAUGUUCAGUCCUUUUCUUUGCUAAUGUUACAUAUUACAAUCAUUAAAAGUAUCAUUUGUUGAAUCUCCUGAUCUGCAGUGAGGAAGCUGAAUCUCGUAAGUUUUAGGUUAUGGAACUUAAAGCACAUAGGAGAGCUAGAUGGAAGGAUCCUGUCACUCAUCAAAAUGGUGAUGUGAACUCAUUAGAUGUGGAAGAGGAGCUUGAUCCCUGGACUGCCUGGGCAUAUAAGCCUCGUACAAUUACAUUGUUACUUAUUGGUGCUUGUUUUCUGAUAUGGGCAAGUGGUGCACUUGAUCCUGAACCCAAUUCAACUAGUGAUCUGGUUACUUCUGUGAAAAGAGGUAUAUGGGCAAUGAUUGCCAUGUUUCUUGCUUACUGCUUGUUGCAAGCUCCUUCCACGGUACUUAUCAGGCCACAUCCUGCAAUUUGGCGCCUUGUUCAUGGAUUGGCUGUUAUUUACCUUGUUGCAUUGACGUUUUUUCUUUUUCAGAAGCGUGAUCAUGCUCGGCUGUUCAUGAAAUACCUGCAUCCCGAUCUUGGUGUUGAACUUCCUGAAAGAUCAUAUGGUGCUGAUUGUCGAAUUUAUGUACCUGAAAGUCCUACAAGCAGGUUUAAGAAUGUUUAUGAGACACUUUUCGAUGAGUUUGUUAUCGCUCAUAUUCUUGGUUGGUGGGGAAAAGCUAUAAUGAUACGUAAUCAGCCACUCUUGUGGGUACUGUCAAUUGGAUUUGAGUUGAUGGAGCUGACCUUUCGCCACAUGUUACCUAACUUCAAUGAAUGCUGGUGGGAUAGCAUUAUCCUUGAUAUAUUAAUCUGCAAUUGGUUCGGUAUAUGGGCAGGAAUGCGUACUGUUCGGUACUUCGACGGUAAAACUUAUGAGUGGGUUGGUAUCAGCAGGCAGCCAAACAUCAUAGGCAAAGUCAAAAGAACACUGGGACAAUUUACACCUGCAAGGUGGGACAAAGAUGAAUGGCACCCUCUCCUUGGUCCAUUCCGAUUUAUUCAAGUUCUCAGCCUUUGUAUUGUUUUCUUGACUGUGGAGCUUAAUACAUUCUUCAUGAAAUUUUGUCUUUGGAUUCCUCCUCGAAAUCCAAUCAUAGUAUAUAGGUUAAUUUUGUGGUGGCUUAUUGCAAUACCAACCAUUCGUGAAUACAAUUCUUACCUACAAGACAGAAAACCAGUGAAAAAGGUGGGAGCUUUUUGUUGGCUUUCUCUUGCUAUCUGCAUUGUGGAACUCCUCAUUUGUAUCAAGUUUGGACAUGGAUUGUUUCCUAAUUCCAUGCCCAAGUGGUUAGUGAUUUUCUGGACGUCUGUUGGGAUUGGAUUUGUCAUAUUAUUGGCUACAUGGUCAUGGCAUUUGCACAGAUCAAUGCGGAGAAAGCGCCAAUAAGUUCAUUUUUAUGCCUUCUCUGUUCUUUCGAAUCGUCCAUGUAUUCUGGGUAGCCAACCUUGUAGAUACCCACCACGUCUUUUAACUGUAAAUGUUUACUAUUUUAGGUUAGCUAGUACAAAUUGAUUCUUGUAGAGAAGAGGUCAAUUCUUUUUAUUUUUAUUUUUUCCUGUUAGACGUGAUAUAGAUGCAAUUGAGAUGGCAAUUUUUUGGAGCAUGGUUUGUUGAAAGCAUUAUCAUCAGAUGCUUCUUAAAUGCAAAGCUUUUUUGCUUCGAGGUUAA
Messenger RNA from Olea europaea var. sylvestris, 2477 nucleotides. Its product is annotated as CDP-diacylglycerol--serine O-phosphatidyltransferase 1-like. Lineage: Eukaryota; Viridiplantae; Streptophyta; Magnoliopsida; Lamiales; Oleaceae. The coding region runs from base 915 to 2195 and encodes 426 amino acids. Gene Ontology annotation, molecular function: L-serine-phosphatidylethanolamine phosphatidyltransferase activity. The transcript is spliced from 12 exons. The record is from RefSeq and is a predicted model, not a curated record. Gene Ontology annotation, biological process: phosphatidylserine biosynthetic process.